This is a messenger RNA of Guillardia theta CCMP2712, 1482 nucleotides long. RefSeq lists its product as hypothetical. Gene Ontology annotation, molecular function: protein binding. NCBI's taxonomy places the organism in Eukaryota, Cryptophyceae, Pyrenomonadales, Geminigeraceae. Bases 1 to 1482 code for a protein of 493 amino acids. The record is from RefSeq and is a predicted model, not a curated record. The transcript is spliced from 10 exons.
AUGUCCAUUCGCGCUCAGCAGCGAAAGCUUUACAGCAAGACCAACAUCAACAUCACCGACAACAUCGAGAGUGACAACAGCGAGCGAACCCCGUCACUGCCAUCAGAAAAGGAUGAGGUUGAGCUUGAGGCCUCAGAUGCUCUGCCAUCUCGUGCUCCAUCGCAGGCGGAGAGGUUGGCCCGGGGGGCAUACGAGAGCCCGUCGCUCGAUGAGGGCCAGGUCGACCUGUCCCUGGUGACUAGCAACUCCGUCCUCGAAGAUGCUGGCCAGAGGCCUGUGGCGAUUCAGUACAUGAAGGUCUGUCAAGAACGGAAGAUCCCAACCCUGCGGUCCAUCCUCCGAGACCCUUCCUCGGGCCACGUCGACGGUUCUCACUCGAGGAUCGACUGUGCUGCCAUAGCUGGAGUAGCGGUGAUUGUGCCUCAGCUGGCCGGGCUCAAGUCCAUGGUGCUCAAGGACAACCGGAUCUGCGACAGGGGCUGCAGAGAUCUGGUGGACGCGCUGCUAUCAACCUCAGCAGGGAUCCAGCUGCUGAACUUGGAUCAGAACAGGAUAGGAAGGGGAGGAGCAGAGGCGCUCGAAAUGCUGAUGGCGGCGGGAAAAGUAGAGGACUUGUCGGUCGCUAAGAACAAGAUGGGAGAUGAAGCGACGGCGCGGAUGCUGAAGGGGCUUCUCAGCAGUGAGUGCAAAGUGGAACGACUGAACAUCUCAAGCAACGAGGUUCGUGCAGACAUCAGCUGGAACUCGAUACGAGGGGCGUGGGCGGGAGAAUUCGUUCGCAGCUUGUCAAACAACACAACGUUGAAGCAGCUGAACGCUUCCUGGAAUGGACUCGGAGGGUCAGAGGCACUUGCAAAAGCAAUCGAUACACCGAGGAGCGAUGCGUCGCAGGACAAGAACGUCUUUCAAGUUCACCCUCAGGGCAACGUGGCACCAGCUACCAUCUUGUACCUGAGUCACUGGCUGAAGCGAACGAAAGCUCUUGACGAGCUUGACCUCAGCCAUAACAGAAUCUCGUCCGAAGGGGGCGUAAUGCUUGCAGAGCUUGAACGGCAACCCGAUCGCCCAGUCGGGGUCGCGGUCCAUCUGGUCAGCCACGGCCUCGAGGUCAGGACCGCGUUUGACAACGGAGAAAGGUUCGGACUGAAGCGUCAAAUCUUCCUUAACGACUGUGGGAUCACACGAGUAGACGCCCAUGCGUUCGACCCGUCUGAGCCUGCUGGCAAGUACUCGUUGGAUCUCGAGCUCAGUUACGCCCGCACGGUGUUGCGAGGACUUCUGAGACUCUCAAUACAAGGAGAUGGUCAGAUCGAAGACUGCAAGCUUGACGGCAAACCUUUCUCAGUCAAAUUUGCGACUGAGAUGGCUGAGGAUGACUGGAACAUCCCGACUGCUGGGCUUCUGUUUCUCACCUUCCACAACCUCAAGGUCCUUCCCCCUUGUCAGCUGGACUGCGUGCUGGGCUCUCUGACGUUUGUGUAA